UUUGUGGCAUGUCAUAGUUCGAGUUAUCGAAGUUCGACUGUAUAUAGAUUUAUAAAAAUUCUGGCAUCUACGCUCAUGUAAAACAAAAUUGAAGAUUUUUAAAACGCAAUGCACCGAUCAACGUUUCCAACAAGUUUAAAUUGUUCUUUUUUAACUUUUUAUGUGGAAGAAAAUUCUUUUUCAUAUGUAUGUAUGUGUAUUUGAAUUAAAGAGCAGAUAGAAGGGCUUGUGUAAUUCAUAAUCGAAUUUAAUUGAUUAAGUGGUGAGCUCAACCUAAAUUCACUUGAUAUGAAAUGUCAUCACUACUUUGGUUAUGAAUAAAAUUCAGUUAUUCAUGCCUAUUAUGAUAAACGUCGGAUGAUAUGCGGCGGGAGUUAACUCGAUCCGCACUCGAUUCACUUUUUCACAAAAAUGGUAUUAUUGUUACCGACGGAUGCACUGCAUUACAAUCCGUGAACUGUGUUAUCAGCAUAAUCAGCUGUGCAAAAGGCCAAUAAAUAUUUGUUAAAUAAAAUGGAUUCAAUAGCUUUUUUUUUGGAUUUUAAUGAAAGUACAAACAAUGAUGCAAGACGAACCCGGAAAAAAGUAAGGGAUAAUGCUGUUGACGUGUUCCAGUUGCCGGAUGAUGUAUUUGUUAAGCAAUUCCGUCUUAAUAAGAUAGCUUUCCAAUAUGUUCUUAACAUAUUAAAGAGGGAAAUGCUUCCUGUUAUUAAAACAUGGUCGAUAUCGCCAGAGCUCAAACUAGAAGCCUGUCUAAGAUUUUUUGCUGAAGGGGGUUAUCAAAAUGGUACUGGGCAGGAUUUUAAUAUUGGCAUGGCGCAGUCCACAGUGUCCAUAGUACUGUCAGAAGUUUUAAAUAUUUUAGAGGCAACACUAUGCCCCAGAUGGAUAAGUUUGGCAAUGACCGAGACUGAAGAGCUUGAAGCCAAAAGAUAUUUUUUUGGAAAAACAAGAAUUCCCGGCAUAGUUAUGUGCGUAGAUGGCACCCACAUAAAGAUUUUGAAACCUGCUGGAGACAAUUCGCACCUUUAUUAUAAUAGGAAAGGAUAUUACAGUAUUAAUGCAAUGAUAAUAUGUGACCAUAAGCAGCGAAUAAGGUAUGUGAACAGUAGGUACGCAGGUGCAAGUCACGAUUCCUUUAUUUGGGAAAAUAGUGAGGCUUCAAGACAUUUCCAAACCAUGUAUGAAAAUGGACACAGAAGCACUAGAUUGUUGGGUGACUCUGGAUACCCACUUUUACCCUGGCUGAUAACGCCCUUCCGAAAUGUCGGAGCGAAUACACCCCAAAGCCGUUUCAAUAAAAGCCAUAGCUCGGGUCGCAAUAUUGUUGAACGCACAAUAGGUGUCUGGAAGAAUUGGUGUCGAUGCUUGCUCUCAGCUCGCCAACUUCAUUAUUCUCCGGAAAAAGUGGCUCAAAUUGUUAAUGUUGCGGCGGCACUUCACAACAUUCGGAUCCAUUAUAAUAUUUCAGACGAAUAUUUAGAAGGGGUUUUUGAAAGUGAAGAGUAUGAAAAUGGCGAGCCUGUACAACAUCAAAGAGGUCAAGUUUACAUGAAUACAUAUCGCUUCAUCAUGACCGCGGGCAUGCUAUACGGACUAGUCGCCGUCCUUGCGAUUCCUUCCAUACUUCGUGUGCUUAUUUGUACGCGUCAAUCAUCCACCUGUGCCACAGCUUUUCGCCGCUAUACUCGUACAAUUCUGCACACCAACGCAUGGUAUGAUUUUUCACCAUCCAAAGCCAACUCGAAAUUUUGAACCAGCUUACGUGCGGUACGCAAAGCGCAUUCAAAAUCUAGUAGGGCAUGUGACAAACUAGGCGCAGGACUAAUCACGCAAAAAGAUCUCGCUUUAACGCAAUUUGGUUUUAUUGGAUAUGCGACGCUAGGUGCGCCACGCGUGCAACUAUACGAUGACGAGUUCUUGGAGAGUACGGUGCAUAUGUGGCGAGUGCUGGGCUACUUGAUCGGCAUUAAGGAUGAAUAUAACAUUUGUGGGCGCAAUUGGUCUGAAACCAAGCCACGUCUGGAAAUUGUGAUGCGACGUGUAUAUGAACCGGCUUUAGAGAAUACGAGUGCUGAUUUCGAGCAGAUGGCAAAGGUGUUUGUCGAUGGAUUGUGGCCAAUAAAUACGGCGCUCACCGUGGGGUCGGUGUUAUUUUUUACAAAGCGAUUGACUUAUGUGAAAGGAUACGAAUACUAUGAGUUCGAUCAUCGUCCCGGUGUCACAAUCGAUCCGAAACAGAAACUUUACUACUAUGAUUUGGGUUGGUAUGAUCGUUUUCUCGUUUCGUACGGCCUCUUUCUGGUGACAUAUCUAUACAAGUUCAGCAUUGUGCGUUGGUAUCUCAACUUCCGCGUCCGGUUGAACAACUUGAUUUCAUAUUACUUGCCAUACGUUGCAUUCUGGAAAUUUGGUAUUAAAUGUUCAUAUGUGCGCAUCUUCACCAACGAUGGCAAUGAGAAGGACUUCGAGUUCCACUUGAAGGCAGAGUGAAAUACUUUGCGAAAAAUUACAUGUAAUAAAGUUAUUUAAAAUAGAAAAGCUUUGUAUACCUAUUGUAUACUCGUGCAUAUGACGAGUCAUAAAUGAGUCCUGAACAAAAUUGUUAAUAAAAACUAAUUUAGUUUUGAAUAACUUACAAUUC
Molecule: messenger RNA, 2644 nt
Organism: Anastrepha ludens (Mexican fruit fly)
Lineage: Eukaryota; Metazoa; Arthropoda; Insecta; Diptera; Tephritidae
Product: putative nuclease HARBI1
Exons: 5
Coding region: 514-1755 (413 amino acids)
Source: RefSeq, a predicted model, not a curated record